Cebus imitator (Panamanian white-faced capuchin) is the source of this 5974-nucleotide messenger RNA. RefSeq names its product solute carrier family 36 member 4 (gene SLC36A4). Gene Ontology annotation, biological process: amino acid transmembrane transport; L-alanine transport. The record is from RefSeq and is a predicted model, not a curated record. Gene Ontology annotation, cellular component: vacuolar membrane. NCBI's taxonomy places the organism in Eukaryota, Metazoa, Chordata, Mammalia, Primates, Cebidae. The transcript is spliced from 11 exons. Gene Ontology annotation, molecular function: L-alanine transmembrane transporter activity; L-proline transmembrane transporter activity. The coding region runs from base 151 to 1665 and encodes 504 amino acids.
CUCGUUGCCGCGCGGGUGGGGAGCGCCGGGGCCGGGAGGCGGGCACCGGUCGCAGGUCCCUCGGGGCAGGGGAGGCCUGGGCCUGACGCCGGCCACGCAGCGGCGGGAGAGCGAGCACCCAGGCGGCGGCGUCCUGGAGACCCGCGAGAGAUGGAAGCGGCGGCGACGCCGGCGGCGUCCGGGGCGGCUGGGCGCGAGGAGUUAGAUAUGGAUGUAAUGAUGCCCUUGAUAAAUGAACAGAAUUUUGAUGGGACAUCAGAUGAAGAACAUGAGCAAGAGCUUCUGCCUGUUCAGAAGCAUUAUCAACUUGAUGAUCAAGAAGGCAUUUCAUUUGUACAAACUCUUAUGCACCUUCUUAAAGGAAAUAUUGGAACUGGCCUUUUAGGACUUCCAUUGGCAAUAAAAAAUGCAGGAAUAGUGCUUGGACCAAUCAGCCUUGUGUUUAUAGGAAUUAUUUCUGUUCACUGUAUGCACAUAUUGGUACGUUGCAGUCACUUUCUAUGUCUGAGAUUUAAAAAGUCAACAUUAGGUUAUAGUGACACCGUAAGUUUUGCUAUGGAAGUGAGUCCUUGGAGUUCUCUUCAGAAGCAAGCAGCAUGGGGACGGAGUGUGGUUGACUUUUUUCUGGUGAUAACACAGCUGGGAUUCUGUAGUGUUUAUAUUGUCUUCUUAGCUGAAAAUGUGAAACAAGUUCAUGAAGGAUUCCUGGAGAGUAAAGUGUUUAUUUCGAAUAAUACCAAUUCAUCAAAUCCAUGUGAGAGAAGAAGUGUUGACCUAAGGAUAUAUAUGCUUUGCUUUCUUCCAUUUAUAAUUCUUUUGGUCUUCAUUCGUGAACUAAAGAAUCUGUUUGUACUGUCAUUCCUUGCCAACAUUUCCAUGGCCGUCAGUCUUGUGAUAAUUUACCAAUAUGUUGUCAGGAACAUGCCAGAUCCCCACAACCUUCCAAUAGUGGCUGGUUGGAAGAAAUACCCACUCUUUUUUGGUACUGCUGUAUUUGCUUUUGAAGGCAUAGGAGUGGUCCUUCCACUGGAAAACCAAAUGAAAGAAUCAAAACGUUUCCCUCAAGCAUUGAAUAUUGGCAUGGGGAUUGUUACAACUUUGUAUGUAACAUUAGCUACUUUAGGAUAUAUGUGUUUCCGUGAUGAAAUCAAGGGAAGCAUAACUUUAAAUCUUCCCCAAGAUGUAUGGUUAUAUCAAUCAGUGAAAAUUCUGUAUUCCUUUGGCAUUUUUGUGACAUAUUCAAUUCAGUUCUAUGUUCCAGCAGAGAUCAUUAUCCCUGGGAUCACAUCCAAAUUUCAUACUAAAUGGAAAAAAAUCUGUGAAUUUGGGAUAAGAUCCUUCUUGGUUAGUAUUACUUGUGCUGGAGCAAUUCUUAUUCCUCGUUUAGACAUUGUGAUUUCCUUCGUUGGAGCUGUGAGCAGCAGCACAUUGGCCCUGAUCCUACCACCUUUGGUUGAAAUUCUUACAUUUUCUAAGGAACAUUAUAACAUAUGGAUGAUCCUGAAAAAUAUUUCUAUAGCAUUCACUGGAGUUGUUGGUUUCUUACUAGGUACAUAUGUAACUGUUGAAGAAAUUAUUUAUCCCACUCCCACAGUUGUAGCCAGCACUGCACAAAGUCCUUUUCUAAAUUUGAAUUCAACUUGCUUAACAUCUGGUUUGAAAUAGUAAAAGCAGAAUCGUGAGUGUUCUAUUUUUGUCUCAUUUCUGAAAAUUAUCAAAAUAACUAGUAAAAUGCCUUGUCAUAUACUUAAAAAUGGUAACAAACUCCAUUUUCUUUUGGCACACUAUUAAUAUUUUGGAAGUAAUUUUAACUCUUUACCAGUAGUGGUAAACCUAUGACAAAUCCUUGGUUUUAAGUGUUAGCAAUAGUUUCAAAAAAUUAAGUUCUGAAACUUGAAAAAAAAUUAAAGAAUAAAAAUACUUCUAUUAGUCUUUUAUCUCAGUAAGAAAUAACCAGGAUAUUUCUCUUUUAUGCUAUUCUUUUGCCACUAACUUGAGAAGGGAAUAGGAUUUCAACAAUAAAAUAAUAAAAUAAGAACAUAUAUACAACAAGGUCUCUCCACAUCAUCCCCGUGAAUGCCCAAGUAAACUUUAUGUAUAAUGUAAAAAAAAGAAUCUCAGUUAUGGUUUCAUUAGUGAGCCAGAUAAUAAUGAUUAGCUCCUGGAAAUAUAGAAAACUCUCAUUAACAUAAUGUAAGCAUCAGAAAAUUGUAAACAAUAAAUUAAUAUUAUACUCUAUCAAUGAUAGUUGAUCUUCAUAAUCAAGAGGCACUGUUCAAGAACCUGACUUAGUGUUUGAAUGAAAUUUGAAAAGGGACUUUAAAAGUUAUCCAGUGGAACUCCCUUAUUUUUCGUCAGAGGAAAUGGAGGCCCAAAAAAGUUAAGUAACUUGGUCAAGACCACUCAGCCUUGAGAUCAAGAGAACCUAAUCUCUGACUCCCAGGCCAGGAUGUUUUAUUUUUCACAUCAUGUCCAAGAAAAGGAAUAAAUUAUGUUCAGCUUAAUUUUAGUCUUGAAUCUAUUUAAUUAUAUUUUAAUACUUUGAAAGUGAAUGUGCAUUUUUUAAUAGUAUAUGUGACCUGAGCAGAAAAUCAGGGAACUCUUAAGAAGUCUCACCCUGGCUAUAUAAACCGCAGCAAGAGAAAGAAGCUAUGUUAUUUUAAAACAGAGUAGAGACCACUUGCUGUUGAAAAUGUUGGCUAGUAAAAUGUGUGCCCAGCUAUGUUAGUUGUGGCUUGAGCUUUUUUUUUAUUGUUUCAUUCCUUUCCUGGGUUUUGUAGGCACCAUCUUCCCAAGUGGCAGAAAAUAGAUACCUCAAAAAAAUAGAGGAUUUGUGGACUCUUUCCAGCCCUGUGGCUUUUCUUAUCACAACCUUUUAUUUAUUAUGAGCAAAAUAAAAAAAAUCAGCUGGGUGUGGUGGUCCAUGCUUACAAUCCCAGCUACUCUGGAGGAUAAGUUGGGAGGAUCACUUGAGAGGCUAGGAUCGUGAGACCGGCCUGGGCAACAUAGUGAGACCCUAUCUAUAUAAAACAUAAACAUUUUUAAAAAGUUAGCCUGACGUAAUGGUGUGUACCUGUAGUUCCGGCUACUCAGGAGGCUGAAGCAGGAGGAUCCCUUGAGCCCAAGAGUUUGAGGUUGUGGUAAGCUAUGAUCUUGCCACUGCACUCCAGCCUGAGUAACUGAGGGACAUCUCAACUCAUAAAUCUAAAACAAACACACAAAAAUACAAUAAGCAUAAAUCAUAAAGGGAUUCAUGCUUAGAAAAAAAAUCAAGAUAAUAAUAAACUGCCUACUAAAUAUUGAGACACUGUAGGCUUCUUUCAGAGAAAUAAAUUUCAUUAUUCCAGAUUUUUCAAGCCCAAUUACUAACCAAGAUAAAGAAUCUCUCAGUUGUUGGGGAAGAUGAAAACUAUUGAGAAUAGAAUGGUCUCCUGACUUUAAAAAAAUUCAUACUUUAAAACAUGAAGUGUUUACUCAGGCCGGUGAUACUUUAAUUUGCUAGCAUACUAUACUUGAAGAUACCAUCAAGAUCACUAUAGUUUAAAUACUCUAUUUUUAUAUGUAAAUGUUAACUUCAUUCAAAUAAUUCUUGCUUAUAUCAUUAACUGGUCAUCAAAUACAAUCCUGAAGAUAUAUCAGAAGCUUUAUUUUGGUACAAAGUCAUAAGAAUCAAAACUUUUUUAACCAUUCACAUUAGGUAUCACCAGUAAUUGUUUGAGAUACUUUUAUAUCAAAUUUGUUACACUGAACCUUUAGUCAUACUAAGAGAAUGCAGAAGCUAUAGGGAAAUUAAUCUUCACUGAAACUAAUAUUGCAUAAUCUUGAAUUAGAUGUUUAAAAAACUUUAUAGCUUGAUAUAAAAUGAGUUGAAAAUUAUUUAAUAGAAAGCAGCAUUCGGUUUUUUUCACCUGUUUUCAGAUAACAUUUCUAGUCUUUAUGUGUUAUUUUAUUUUUACAUUUUGGCUCGUUUAUUGUCUUUAUGGAGUUUGUCAAAUGCAAUGAAAUUUGAAUAGUUGAUCAUAGCAAUAAAUAAUUUUUAAAUUCAGCACAAAUAUAUCUUGAGUAUAUUGUCAACCAGGCUUCCUUUCCAUAAGAAUUGCUAAAGGAAGCCUGGUUGAUAAUAUCAUUCACUAAAUGAUGAAUACUUUAAAUACAAGAAAAAGUUGAAAUGCAGAAAAGAAGACGGGCUAAAAAGGAAGAAAGUUUUAAUUCUCAACAAGAAACACUAUUUAGAUGGAAAGUGUAAAUGUAUUCUUAUUAAGGGUAUUUAAUGAUACUUUUUUGUGUGAAAAUAACCAGUGGGUAAUUUUUUCUCUGAAAAUUUAGUUUUAAUGAGUUGUAAAAUUUCCUAAAGAUUUUGGAGAUGAUAUUUUGAUUAUACCAGCUCUUCCUUUUAUUUUGGGAGCCUGGAGAAAUGAGUGAUUGCACCUGUCAAAUUUUGUAUCGCAUAGCCUUUGGAUCAUCACAUUGUGACUAAAAUGACUUCAGCAUUUUGUCGGCCAUGACAGUGAAGAACUCUUCACUGAAAGUUAAGCAGUUGCCUGAGAGCCUUUUCUGCUACUGAGGGGGAAAAAAGUAAAGUUUUAUUUACCUCUAAUGAGCUCUGUUCCGACUCAGUUAUCAGUGUUCCUUUAUACCCAAGAGUUUAAUCAGUAUCAGGGUCAACUUGUCAAAGCGCUAGUUCUCAGACAUUUUUUUUGGACGAUCUUCUUUUCCCCACAUAGCCAGAUUUUUUUUUCACAGUUAAGAAAAUAAGAGCUACAGCGUAUUCUUGGUUAAAAACCAGUUUAGACGGUGUUACCAAAUGAAAAAAGUCUGUGUUAGCAAAUGCCACAUUAUAUUUAGUCGUAUUCUUAAAAUGAUUUCUGCCUCUUGCCUAGACAAUGCACUUACAUAUUUACAAGCAUUGUAUGUCAAUGUACAUGUUUUGAAUUUCCUAACAGUGUCUAAUCUUAGCAGUUUCAUAGUAGUUACAUAAAAUCUCUUUAACUGCAAAGUACUAUAAAACAUUUCUUGAAAUAUUAAAGUAUUAUAUUAGUGCCAUUUCUGUAGUAAGACUUGGCAAAGCACAAGUCUUACUAUAGCUUAUGUCUUCUCACAGAUUUGAGUACGGCAUCUGAGUAGUAGAUUUGUUUACUGACAGUAUACACAAAUUAGGUCUUGACCUCACUUCCUUCUUCAUUUGAAAGGGAGAAGAUUUGAAAUAGAGCUAAUGUAAAUAAUAAAUACAUUUAUUUAAAUGACAUCAGUGGCUCAAUACCAUCUGUUAAGGAAUAAAAUAAUUUGGUAAAAAUAUAGAACAUUAAUAAUAUAAAAUAAUGACUUUUUAAAAAAUGAAUCUGAUCUUUUUGGCUCACUAAGCUUUCCCUAAUAAGAAAAUUUGAGAAACUUGGAUCUGAAAAGUAUAGUAAUAUAUUUCCUAACAUUAAAUUCCUGGCUGUAAUAGUUAAUACUUUGCCAGCAUUAUGGUUUGUCAUGUUUAUGCCUCUGGCACUUACUAGGCUAAACUUUGAUUAAUUUUGACCUAUGAGAUAAGGAAACAUGCUUAAGAAAUGGCUAGAAAUGCUAUUUAUUGCCCUAUGAUAAGUGAAAUGGCAGAUCACUCUGAUUCUCAGAAUUUCAUAUUAAAAUUAGCUAGUUCCUACAUGCAUGAGUGCACACACACAAAUCAGUAAUCUAUGUGAAUUGUAUACUAAUACUAAUUUACUAUUUAAAUUGGGUCCAGAAGUUGUUUCGAAAAGAACAUACUAAAAAUACUUCAUUAGAGUUUUCUUUAUAGCAAAUAGGAAAAUACAUGUUUACAUUCUGGAUAAAUUAAGCUGUGGGUUGGUUUUUGUUUUUCAAAUGAUUUUGUUUGAAGAUGAAAUAUCAUUGCAUUCAAGUCAAUUCUUUUAACAAUUUUCUUUAUAACAAUAUGAAAAAAUCUGUCUUAAAGUAACUUUUCUGAAUUUUCAAUAAAAUAUUUUGCAGUUGC